GCAUUUUCUAGUUUAUAGGCUUCGCCUAUGUUCUCAUGAUUCCCACAUGACAGCUCUUGAAGAGGAGAGGAGAAGACAGAGUGAAGCGAUGGAACAGUUGAGAGAACAAGCAUGAUGCUGCAGAGGAUCUAAAGAGACAAUCUUUGAGGCCAUGGUGAGGCACAGAUGCAGGUUCUGCCGCCGCCGCUUCUCCGGUGGCCGUGCCCUCGCCGACCACAUGCGGUCUCACGUGACCUCUGCUUUUAAGAUGGCUCGGCAGGCCUUCCCCUCGCCGCCCGCCUCCUCGUCUUCCUUCCCGGUGGCGGCCGAGGAUGGGCCGGCGGUAGCAGUGGCGUAUAGACUGCGGGAGAAUCCCAGGAAAAGCUUCCGCCUUGCGGACUCCGAGUUCUCCACCCCCGGAGCUGCGGCCGAGGGCGUCGCGGGCGGAUCUUACUCUGUUGUCCAGGAUGGCGAGAGCGACGCGGAGUCGUCCUUCCGACGGCGGUUUGGCCGUCCUCGCCUCCAAGAAGAUGCCUUUGCUGACGCUAGGCCGGUCAGUUCCAUCUCUAACACCUCCACCGAGGAGGACGUCGCCCGCUGCCUCAUGCUUCUCUCCCGCGACGCCAGGCCCAAAUCCGAAGCAAGGGGCCACCAAUCCAAUGGCUGCGUCGAGGCCAAUGGUGACCAAGUGGAGGCGAUCUAUUACGAUGACGAGGUGGUGGAAAAGAAGGACCCGCCGGUCGCCACCAGAUCGCGGCGGAAGAAGACAAGGUACCAGUGCAGCACGUGCCGCAAGUUCUUCCGAUCGUAUCAAGCUCUCGGCGGCCACCGCGCGAGUCACAAGAGGGUGGGGCUAGAAUGCAUUACUACCGCCGAUGCCGAUGCCGAUGCCGAUGCUGCUGAUCGUGAGCCCAUGCUCUUCGAUUGCCCUUACUGUUACAGGGUCUUCUCCUCCGGCCAGGCUCUUGGCGGUCAUAAAAGAUCCCACCUUUCCUCCGCCAUCGACGUCGCCACAAAAGUCCCCGCUCUCCUUCCGCCGCCGCAGCUCUCUGCCUUGGCCAUUAACGAUGACUUCAUCGACCUCAACGUCCCAGCUCCAUUGGAAGAGGAGCCAGACCACUCGGCGCUGUCCGUCGCAACGGAAUUCGCAUCAAAGUGAUUCCUUUCGUCCAAACUGAUCACUCUCGUAGCUCAAAGACGCAGAGGCCAUUCGAGAUGAAUUCUUCAGAAGCGAUGCUGCAACUAUCGAAAAUCUAUCUUUGAAGUUAAUUUCGUAAGAGAAGAUAAGUCGAAUCCGAUUUAUAUCA
Musa acuminata AAA Group (dessert banana) is the source of this 1286-nucleotide messenger RNA. Its product is annotated as zinc finger protein ZAT1-like. The record is from RefSeq and is a predicted model, not a curated record. The transcript has a single exon. Gene Ontology annotation, biological process: regulation of DNA-templated transcription. NCBI's taxonomy places the organism in Eukaryota, Viridiplantae, Streptophyta, Magnoliopsida, Zingiberales, Musaceae. Bases 152 to 1138 code for a protein of 328 amino acids.